Molecule: messenger RNA, 2637 nt
Organism: Podarcis raffonei (Aeolian wall lizard)
Lineage: Eukaryota; Metazoa; Chordata; Lepidosauria; Squamata; Lacertidae
Gene: RNF125
Product: ring finger protein 125
Exons: 6
Coding region: 276-965 (229 amino acids)
Biological process (GO): protein polyubiquitination; ubiquitin-dependent protein catabolic process
Molecular function (GO): ubiquitin protein ligase activity
Source: RefSeq, a predicted model, not a curated record
UUGGACUGGUCCUGCAUCCGCCAAUAAUGCUUUUGCAGGGUGUCGCCAGUGUAACCGCCACAAACGGCCCCCAACGUGGUCUAGGAGAGUUAGUUGCACGGAACGGAGAUCUGCAGCUCGCGCGGCUUUCCUUUUGCUGCAAGGCGAAAUCCUGCAAUCGCAAAACAAUACAAUAAUUCCAGCUGCAAAGCUUCCUAGCGUGUUGCGCGCUCGGCCACAGCAGGAGCAGCCGGCGCCAAGAGCCUUGAUUUCCCAGGAGUGCCGAAGUUUAAGCGAUGGGAUCCGCGUUAAGCAGCGACAGUCGGGAGGUGGCCAACCCUCUCCAGGUAGCAGAAGAGGAGAAGCAGUCGCAAGUCCCAUCUUUUGACUGCUCCAUCUGCCUGGAGGUGCUCCACCAGCCCGUAAGGACGCAGUGCGGCCACGUAUUUUGCCACUCCUGUAUUGCAGCAAGUAUAAGGAAUAACACAUGGACAUGUCCCUACUGCCGGGCGUUUCUUCCUUCUGAAGGGAUUCCAGCAACUGAUAUUACCAAGAUGAUGAAAAAUAGACACCAAAAUUGUACAGAAUGUGGAACACAGGUGCUCCUCAGUGAAAUGCGAGCUCAUCUGAGAACUUGUGACCAAUAUAUAGAGAAAUAUGGGCCCCUACAGGAAGUUGCAUACCCAGACACAAGAUAUCCAUGCCCUUUCUGCCAGUAUUCAUUGGAUGAAGAAGAUUUUCUGGACCAUUUUCUCACUUUCCACAGAUCUGACAGGAGAGCCGUGUACUGUCCGAUUUGUCGCUUAUCACCUGGUGGUGGUUCAAGUUAUUGCAGCAGGAAUUUCUUAAGGCACCUUCAGCUCAGACAUACGUUCUAUUAUGAAGACUACAUAGAUAUAAGUAUAGUGGAAGAAGCUCUCGUUGAAAGAGUUCUAGAUCGGUCAUUAAUAGAGUAUAUGCAUGUGCCUAAUCCAAAUACGGCGUAAUCCUAUCAAAGUUUGGAAGACAUACCAAAUGGAUUCAUUACACUGUGAAUUAAAAUGUUGCUUGUAAAGUAUUGUUGUCAACUUCUUUAGGAUUAUAGUUCAGCCUCCCUAAUAACAAAUUAUUUUUAGCAUUGUCAAAAUUCAUUAUGUUGUUAUAUUGUAUAGGCAUGACAAUCUUGAAUGGUUAUGACCUUCUGAGAAGGUAAUCUUGUUGAGUUGUGACCUACUGAGCUGAGCACACCCAAGGAUUCUUCCUGCAAUGUGCACUGAUUAGAAGCAGUUAGGGCCAUCUUUCUGGAUGGGCUGCCACUGCUUAUGAGUAUUUUUCCUCUUCUCAGGAUGUCACUACAUCAAGGAUUCUCAGGAGUGCACAGCCAUGCGAGAGCUGCACCUGAUUUCUAACUGCAUUCACUUAUUUAGUUUCUGGGAAACAGUUAUGCUAAAAACUUGAGCAGGGAUAGGAAACCUUUGACCCUCUAUAUGUUGCUGAACACUUCCAUCAUUCCUAGCCAUUGGCCAUGUUUACUGGGGCUGAUAGGAGUUGUAAUUCUGCAAUAUCUGGAGGGCCAACGGUUCCCCCCACUUGUCUUAGGUGGCAUCUAAUAAAGGCUGAAAAGUGAAUAGGGCCUAAAUGAGGAUCAAUUAAGCACAUGAAUUUGAUGUGUUCUCAAUGCAAUAUAAAGACGAGCAAAAUAAUUAAUGCAGCAUAAAACACACCUCAAGGUCUGUUUCUACAGCAUCCACUGGUGUUUUAGGCUGCAAUGUAACAAUACUUACCUAGGAGUAAGUCCCAUUGGACUCAGCAGGACUUGUUUGAGUAGUCAAACGUAAUUUUUUUGCUAUUAGUGAGUUAUGAUACAAAGUAGCAUUUUACAGAUAACCUCCACUUGAUUUAUAUAACCUAAUCCACUACCAAAUUUUCAAAACAUUAAAGGCUGAGAAAAUUUAUCUUCCAAAUUAGCCAUCAAAAAGAUUUAUUUUCAAUGUACCUUCAAAUUUGUCAUCAAAAUUAGAAAUGGAUUUUGCCUUGCCUAAUUAUAUUGUUUAAAGAGCUACAUUACAUUGAGAAAAAUAACACUGUCACUCUUUUGAAUAUUAAAAAUUAUUUUUUACUGUCUGUUUCUUUUGCAGCAAAGCUUACUAAGAAGCCUCUUGUCUGAAGUUUUUUUUUUUUUUGGUAAAAAAAUAUAUGACCAAAGCUCAGAGCAUCUUGUGACUGUGCUUUCAAAGGGCAGGCCAGAGUUUUCAUGAUCAUUUAGAUGUUGCAAUGCCAAUGAGGGAGAGCAAACAACUGUUUACUUUCUGAAGUGUCAUAAUACAGAUCAGAGUUCAAAAAGAGAAGCUACAGUUAAUGUUUGACAAAUAGUACUAUAUCAUUUUACAGUUCUGAGGACUUCAGGAGAAUUAUUAAUAACAGCAUAUUUUACACUGAUAGAGCAGCUUGAAGAUAAGGUGCAAAGUUUUAGUGAGGGAAAGUAGUAAAGCCAAAAUCAGCAGCUCCUAAUAAGAGAUUGGUUGUGCCUUCCUGUUUUGUUCCAUGUUGUAUUCAAUUGUUGUAGCAGACUAAUAUGACAUAGAUAUAUAUUGGUUAAAUAAUGCCUAAGUGUUUUUCAUUGAUGCAGUUAACUGUAAAUAUAUUUUGUAAGAAUUAAAGUACACAUUUGUACAUAAA